This is a messenger RNA of Guillardia theta CCMP2712, 2028 nucleotides long. RefSeq lists its product as hypothetical. The coding region runs from base 1 to 2028 and encodes 675 amino acids. The record is from RefSeq and is a predicted model, not a curated record. The transcript has 5 exons. NCBI's taxonomy places the organism in Eukaryota, Cryptophyceae, Pyrenomonadales, Geminigeraceae.
AUGAAGGUCACCCGCGGAGAACUGGCGAAUCGACAACUGUCUUUGGCGCUCGUACGCAGAGGUGAGAGACAGGAGAGGUCGCGGCGAAGUAACAGGCCCGCUCCCCCUGAGACGCGGGCUGCUGGUGCCUCGGCCCUCUUGGUUGUGGUCGCUGCUGUGGCGGUGGCUGAGGCUGUCUCUGCUGCUGCCGCCGCCGCCGCCGUCGCCGCCGUCGCCGCCUUUGUGCUGAAGAAGAGCCUUAAGCGCCGUCUCAAGACUCAACUUCUUCACUUCGAGGUCGUCACUGGCGGGAUUACACUUGGCGGCCUGCCUAUCGGCACGGAUGGAUUUCAUGCUAGUCAGCUCCGAGCGAAGGUUUCUACCCUCAACGAAGAGCUCUCGAAGCUCGGGCUCGUCCAGCAUGGCUUCAUGUUCAAGACGCUGGUGAGGGCGAGCCAUCUCCAGAAGCUGCGCUUCUUCCUCCAGGGGUCAUCUCCGUUUCUCCCGCGGGUCCAAUCACAGAUUCGUCGCUUUGACCUCUCUGUCCACCUGGCGCUUGAGAAAUACCACCGCUGGCCUUCCUCGCAGUACCUCGCCGCGCAUCCCGACCUGCUAGAGUUUGCGAGGUUCAAGCGGGAGCUUCCGCAUAGUCGGGGAGGGGACGAGUUCACGCCCUCUGAGGGUCUACACCCCGCUGUUUACUAUACGGCUAUCGCUCGCUUCCUCGCUUGCCUGGACGUUCACUGCUCGAGAUCUCUCCGUGCCCAGAAGCAUCCUCUGGCGACCUUCUUCGUUGAGGCGCACGACUUCGUUCAUAAUGCUGGAGCGAUCCUCUACCGUCGUGUGAGGGCUCCUGCACCGGCUGCAGAUGGCGCGGCGAUCCCACCUGCCCCGGCUGCUGUGCCUGAUGACGCAGGACGCCCCCCGGCAUCUGUGGUACACAUCCCUGGUUUGCGCGCUCUCGUCGACUCGUCUCAUGAGCACUUCAUUCCUCCCCCUGCGCAGCGAAAUGUGACUCCUCUUGUCAUGCGCGUCUUCCCUCGCCAUGUGCAUGCUCGCGCUGCGCUGACCGAUCAGCAGCGUGAUAUCCUCACCUCGCACAGCCGCAGGACACACUCGCUCAAGUCGCAGGAUAGGGUCUUGCAGUCUACCAUCUUCGCUCAUUUUCCUGAGCGAGACCUGAGCCACUCUCCGAUGCGAGUCUCGAGCUACUACCCCCUCAAGGCCUUCCCGCACCGCUAUGCUCAGAUGCUCGACUGCUAUCUCCAUGGCAUGCCGAUCUGCCAGUGUCCGACGGAAUGUGAUGGAUGUCAGCGCGAGCUCGAUCCCUCCGUUGCUGCACAUCAUCUCCAGACCUGCAAACGCCGAUCCUCCAAGCUUCCCACGGCGCAUGACAACCUUACUCGUACGAUUCGGUCGAUGCUGAACGAAGCUGGUCUUCAGAGCGUCAUCGAUACAGUGGGGGAUCCUCGUUCUCGACGGCAGGUACCCUCCCAUCCUCAUGGCCGCAAGAUGAAGGGCGAUAUCCACAUCCCUGGAAUCCGCGAUCGAGGGUCCGAGCAGUACGAGGGCUUGAUGGCGGACGUGACGUUGGUCCACCCUUACAUUGGUAGCUCUGCCGACCUGACCAAGUGGGGGGAGGUCAACCUCGACGCCCUCCAUGUUGCAGCGUCUGAGAAGAUUCGCAAACAUCGCGCUGCGUAUGCUAUGACUACUCCUCCUCGAGCGUUCAUCCCUCUUGCCAUCUCGACGGACGGUACCCUGCAUCCUGACACCCUCCGCUUCAUCUGGUAUUUGGCAGACAUCAUUGCUCAGCGCUCGAUGCCUCUUGAGGAUGCGGCCGCGAUGUUUGCGAAUCUUCUCAGACGCUGCAACAUGGAGGGCGUCGAGGCUGCUUGUCUGCGCGGCUUCGCGCUUGGGCUGGCGAUCCCACAAUGGAUUUACUGGCAGAUGCCGCGUCUGGGUGCCAGCAGUGCUGGUUCUUUUCUGGCUUCUCGCUGUGGACUGUGUGCCUGGAGGUUUAGCUUGUUCCUGCUUUGUUUUGCUUGA